This is a messenger RNA of Sarcophilus harrisii (Tasmanian devil), 8848 nucleotides long. RefSeq names its product GDNF family receptor alpha 1 (gene GFRA1). The transcript has 11 exons. The coding region runs from base 320 to 1723 and encodes 467 amino acids. The record is from RefSeq and is a predicted model, not a curated record. Gene Ontology annotation, biological process: nervous system development. Lineage: Eukaryota; Metazoa; Chordata; Mammalia; Dasyuromorphia; Dasyuridae. Gene Ontology annotation, molecular function: signaling receptor activity. Gene Ontology annotation, cellular component: signaling receptor complex; external side of plasma membrane.
AACGUCUCCAAUUGGCUGUGUGAAAACGUAUCCCAAGAAGAGGACCCUCCCAGCGAGAAAACCAAGGUUGGGUCGGACCUGAAACCCUAAAAGCGCAGAAAUCCUUCAGCCCCUCCUUGCCUUCGGAUCGCAAGAACCAGCAGCGGCGGCGGUGCCUACGGACGGAGUUUGCUCUUGAACUCGAUGGAUCUGAACUUUGGGCUGCAGAAUCAUCAGUGCGGCUGUGGGGGGAUCACUACGUGCUGAUCUCCGGCAAGGGGCGCCUGCUAAUUAUUGUUAUUUUUCUGCGGGGGUGACCAGUAGCUGGGCGCUCGGCACGAUGUUUCUUGCCACCUUGUACUUCGUGCUGCCGCUCGUGGAUAUUCUUUUGACGGCCGAAGUCAGUGGCGGGGACCAUUUGGACUGUGUGAAAGCCAGCGACCAGUGUCUCAAGGAGCAGAGCUGUAGUACCAAGUACAGAACCCUGAGGCAGUGCGUGGCGGGCAAGGAGACCAACUUCAGCCUGGCAUCUGGGCUGGAGGCGAAGGAUGAGUGUAGGAACGCCAUGGAAGCCCUGAAGCAAAAGGCACUUUACAAUUGCCGGUGUAAGAGGGGAAUGAAGAAGGAGAAAAAUUGCCUGCGCAUUUACUGGAGCAUGUACCAAAGCUUGCAGGGAAAUGACUUGCUUGAAGAUUCCCCAUAUGAACCAGUUAACAGCAGAUUAUCAGAUAUAUUACGACUAGUCCCACAUAUGCCAGAUGUUUUCCAGCAAGUGGAGACUAUUUCAAAGGGGAACAAUUGUCUGGAUGCGGCCAAAGCCUGCAACCUCAAUGACACAUGCAAGAAGUACCGAUCGGCAUACAUCACCCCUUGCACCACCAGCCUGACCAAUGAAGUCUGCAACAGGAGGAAGUGUCAUAAGGCUCUUCGGCAGUUUUUUGACAAGGUUCCCCCAAAGCACAGCUAUGGGAUGCUCUUCUGUUCAUGUCAAGACAUAGCCUGCACUGAGAGAAGAAGGCAGACCAUUGUGCCCCUGUGCUCUUAUGAGGAAAAGGAGAAGCCAAACUGUUUGAAUUUGCAGGAUUCCUGCAAGACGAAUUACAUCUGCAGAUCUCGCCUUGCGGAUUUUUUCACAAACUGCCAGCCUGAAUCACGGUCUGUUAGCAGCUGUCUAAAGGAAAACUAUGCUGACUGCCUUCUUGCCUACUCUGGGCUUAUUGGCACAGUGAUGACACCUAACUACAUAGACUCUAACAGCCUCAGUGUGGCCCCCUGGUGUGACUGUAACAACAGUGGUAAUGACUUAGAAGAAUGCCAGAAAUUUUUGAAUUUCUUCAAGGAUAACAUGUGUCUCAAAAAUGCCAUCCAGGCCUUUGGCAAUGGCUCUGAUGUGAAUGUCUGGCAGCCAGUCCUCCCGGGGCAGACCACCACAGCCACGACCACAACAGCCUUCAGGGUCAGGAGCAACAAGUCUCUGGGAUCAGGGUCGGAGAAUGAAAUCUCUUCACACGUUUUGCCACCGUGUGCAAACUUACAGGCACAGAAGCUAAAAUCCAAUGCUUCAGGAAACCCACACCUCUGCCUGGCUGAUCGGGAUUUUGACAAAGACAGAGCUGGGGGCUCCAGCCAAAUGGCCUCCGACUCCGUGGCUGCGCCUACAAGUGGGAGUCUAAGCAAAUUGCUGAUCCUGACCAUCACUGCACUGAAGACCUUCUUGUCCAUAAGUCUGGCAGAAACAUUGUAGCCCUAUUAACAAACAAACAAACAAACAACCACAUACGGACAUGUACAAAAACAAAACAAAACAAAAAAAAACAAGCCGUUUCCUGUUCUUUGUUGUCUAUCUGAAUUCCAGUUUUAGGAGCUAAGUUGAAGCAGUCUGCUAAAAGAGUUUCAUUCAACUGGAAUUUUUUUUUCUUUUUAAAGAAAGAUUCUUGUGAUAUUUAGGGACCUUUGUGGAAUACUUGAUGCAGUGCACAUUCCAAACCCAAAAGGCUUUUGAGCAUGCUGUAUUUUAAAGAGAAGACAGUGUGUGAAUUUGGCUAUAAAACUAACAGGCUUUUUAUUGUUAUUAUUUUUUUUAAAUGGUUUUAACCCUGGCCUUUAUUUGCAAAGAACUAAGUUUGUUUUCCUAAUAUCUUCCCUAUUUCAUUGAACAGAUUUGGUUUCAAAUUAAGCGAACAACAGACUAACUGGGAUGCCAGUUUUUUUGGUUUUUUGUUUUUUUUUUGUCACCGCAUAAAGGUUCUCACCAAGAAUGAAUAUGAAAACAUUUCUUCUCAUAGACUGCUACUGAUGUUAAGCUUUCUAAAUGUAUUAGCAUCUUCCUCCUUAAUGUUUAUGAACUCUUAAGUGGUUUUACAUUCUCUCCUGCUAAAAUAUGAUAUGUCACAUACAGAUGUAAUGUAUGUUUCUCAGUUAUGAUGUCAUAAAAGUGGGGGGUGGGAGUUUGCAACUUGCUAACGGUAUGUUAAUCAUUUAAAUACACUCAUCUAAGCCUUAUAUGGGUGAGAAUUCCUUAACUAACAAGAGUCAGACAUAAUGGAAGCUUAACUCUAAUAAUCUUUACAUUUAUGAGAUUAUAUAUAGAAACAAAUUUUACUAAAUGGUUUCAAAUGUUGGCUUUCUAUAUUUUGGACCUAAUAAUACUAUCCCCAUUUUUUACUGUUGGUUUAAUACAAAAUACAUGGAGUUCAUUUCCCUCUCAUAGAACUGUUUUAUCUGUCUAUAUUAGUAACACUAUAAAUAUAACUCCUUAAAAGCAGAAUUCUAGGAGCCUUAUGCUUUUUCAGAAAGCUCUGCAUCACAUUAUGGUAGACUGGAACAGGGGGGAAACAGAAUCCUAAGGCUAAUUAAUCAUUGACCAUUUGCAGAAGUAUAUACUCAUCUGAAGGAGGAAAAUAUUGGCCAGUUACAAAACGGUCUAGUUCUAAUUGCUGCAUUGCUAGUUCACAUAAUGUAAUGGUUCUGGUUUUGCUUCCCUUAACAAGGACGGCCUUCAUUGGAUGAGGCGAAAUCCUCUACCCCAUCCUUUAAGCAUCUGCACAGUUCCUUUCCUGAGGGUUGUCUUUAUUCUUCACGGUGACGGCUUAGUUACUCUUACGGGCAGUUAUGUCUAAAUGAUCCACAGUAAUCGAGUUUUAUCGAGUUGCAUCUCAUCCCCCCCCACCCCUCCAUGACAGACAAUAACAGAGUUAAAGCAAAGGGUUCAUUAUGUUGGCUUUAGGGUCUUCAAGUAAAACUCCCAUUGUAAUGUACUGAGUCCAUAGUGAUUGUUCUGUCAGUAUAGGACAAGGAUAAAAAUAGAGACUAACUACAGGGCUGCCUCAGUGUAGGGAAAAGCUAAGUCCUGUGGGCAAAACACUGGGUCUGUAGAUCUCCCCAUUCUAUUCCAUAAUUCUUAAUUGAGGUACAAUUCUAAAAUAUGUUUUUGAGGCCUGGCUAUUUUGGAGGUAAAUCAGAUCCAAGAUAUAUAUGUGGAGGGAUGUGCACCCCUCUAGACAGAGUCAACUCAAUAAUAGCAUUACUCUUGGAUUUAAUGCUGAUAAAUUGAAGUUUUUUUUUUUAAAUUCAGCAGCGAGGCUUGGGGGAAGAAAUCCACAUUUGGUGUGCACCAUCUUAGCAUCACAUAGUCCUUCCUUCCCCCCCCCAGGUUUGAAGUUAUUUUCCUCCUGAGUGUCAAUGGAAUUACUGAAAGAGAAAAUAUACAUGUGUGUAUGUGUGUGUGGGGGGUGUGUGUGUGUGUGUGUGUGUGUGUAAAAUGAGAAAGAAGAAGAAAUGGCUGCUGUACAAUCAAGGUAAAGACCUAGUCUUUUAAGUAUAAUUGAGUUAGAAGCAUAUUCAUACACAAAUGCUUUUGAAUACAUAUUUCUAAGUAUAAUUGCAACAUUCUUCAGUUAACAAAUAGUCUUAAGAAAAACUUGAUAAACAUAACCUAUUUCAUCUGUCAAAACUUUCUUAAACAUCCUACUUAGAAUGAGCACAUUAAGUAUGUUGAAAUAUCUGGAAGGCUAACAAUUAGUAAAUAUCACUUAAAGAACAUAUUUUGCUUUAAUUACACUAUCUCUGUAUCUACUCUCUGCUAAUUACAUAUGGGUCUGAUGCUGUGUAGGCCACUAUAAAACGCUAUUGAUUACUUCUGCUGUAAACAGCAGCUCUAAUUAGCUUCAGAUGACCAAAGAGGAAAUGGUAGUUAUCAGAUCUAACAAGGGUCGCCUUCAGUAAUAAGCUCAUGGAUAUAAAACAGACGUAAAUUAUAUUUUGAAAAGCCUCAUCUAUCACCAACAAGAAAGUUCUUGUUUUUCUUCAAAGCCAAAAGCAUAUUCUAGUUUCCAAAUCCUUAAUUUGAAAAUAAAUUGCUUAUUAAACAAGCAGGAUGUGGGAAUGGAUUUUCAGUUGUCCAAUCUUUUAUUGAAGUUCUUAUGGACUUAAGCCAGCUGAGAUUAGGAUGAAUUCUUUCUAGAUGAAUUUGACAUGAGUGAUGUCAGCUUAACACAGUAACCUUGUCAACACUGUCAUUUGCACCAACUCUCAAAUAAGCAAAUGAUGUAGUUCUUUUUGAUUGAUUGUGUCCAUUGAAUGUUGACCAGAAAAGGGCCUGGAAAAUUCAAGUGUUCCCUCUCUUAGUUUUUAGCUUAUGUAUUUUUUGAAUUCACCAAAUAUGAAUGUUAGCCAUUGGAAUGUGGGAAAUAACAGUUGAUUCUAAGACUAAGUACAGUGGAAGUUGAUAGGAUGAGGCUGAUUUCAAAUAGGAAUUAACAAACAUAUAGGACCUGUUCCAAUGUCAGGAAAUCCCACUGACCCUUUUGGUUCAAAGAAAACAAGCAAGUCUGCUAAAAGAAUUAGAAGCACAGUCCAAUUUGAUGUCGACUUUAUUUAACCAAUUUUUAUUGUCUUGAUUAUAGCACACAAAGGAAAAAAAAAGUGCACAAUGUACAGUGGGGAUGCAAAAUGCUACCAUAUGCCUAUUUUACCAUAUCUGUUUUGUCCAAACCACUAAUAGAAAUCUAGGACAAGAAUCCAGAGAAUAUUUUUGGUUAAGAGUUAACAAUUGUAUCUCUAUUACGUAGUUGUUUGACUGGGUGGUUUCUAUUUUUAAAAUAUAUUAAAAUUUUUCUUUUGAAGUUAGCACAGAAUAUUAGAUCCCUUGUCCAAGAGUUUGUAAAUGACUGUGCAGUGCCCCUUUCAGAAUUGUCACCUUUAAUUUGGUCUAUAUUAAGACCAGUUCCUAUCUUAAAUGCACACAGAGAGUGGGUAGUCUCCAUUACAUCCUAGGCCCCACAUGUUACUUUCUGCUCUAAAUCAGAUAUUUCUUUCUAAACCUUCCAUCUGCUGAACACAGAAAAGUGGGAGAACUGAAACACUUGAAUCAGUGUGAGUACUUGGGGGGAGGGGAAGAAGAGAUGUAGAAGCAGUGGGAGUUGAUAUAAUUAGCAAAAUCUUUUCUUAAAUUCCAGCUUUAAAUGGAUUUCUGUUGUUGUUGAUUAUGAAAGAGUAGCCCCAGAAGAAAAGCUUUGAAAAAAUAAGUUCUCAUUCAUGUUGACAGGCAAAUACCACUUAUUUGAAUCAAUGAACUACAUGGCAGAAAGUACCACUUGACUAAAAAACAUGGGCUUAAAAAUUUCUUACCACCUAGUUCUUAGCUCCUUUGAUAGAUAAAUUUCCUUCUGAGCAUUCUCUGUCUUAUCUCUCUCUGGUAAAGAUAAGUAAGACCAAGAACCUAUCUUCUAGAUUCAAAGUAUGAAUAAAUAAUAAUUAAAGUAUUUGUCAAAAAAAGCUGAAGUGGUCAGAGCACCAGCAAAGGUAAAUUGAAGUUAUUCCAAGAGUUCUGUGGAAAAGCAUAGCAUUUACCAAGGAAAAAGGAACUUUUAAGACAGGAGAAAGCAUCAAGAUGGAACUUUGGAAUGGCUGGCAGUCACUGGUUCAGGAUUUAAUGUGUUAUAUGUGAUGAUAGUCCUCAUUGAUUAGAGUUAACAACUUCUAAUCAACAAAAGAGAGAGUUAGAUUUUUUGAAAAAUCCUUUUGAGAAAGGUGUAAAGGAAAAACCAAUAAACUUAGGGUUAGUUCUUGUUUCCGAUCUUUUAAAAUUAAACAAAGAUCAAUCUCAAUUUUUAUUUUUUGAUUUCCUCCUCACUUCCAAAAUAUCGUUCUCAAGUUGUAACUGAUAACUUUUAUCUUUGACUGCUUCAUUCAGAUUUUACUGGUGGAUAUAGACAGCCUUACUCCUCAAAUGCCAGGUAUUUUAGACCAAUUUGCCAGAUUCUUCUCAUGAUUCUCCACUGCAGAAUCCCUGAACUACGUUCUUAUGCUUCAAUCCAAAUGGAUUUGGCUCAGCUCAUGAUCAUUUUUCCAUAAAACAUCUAAACCAUGGAAUUGGCAGAAACUGCCUUGUUAAUGGGAUGCACACUAUGGGAUGCAAAAUCAGUCAACUCCCCAUGAUGUUUCAUCUUGAAAGAUUUGCUUUGUUUCUUCUGAAAUUGGUUAUUGGCCUUUCUGGUCAUUUACUUGAUUUGCCUUCUUCCCCUUUCCAUUUCCCCUACUGACUUAAUUUAAUUUCCCCCUCCCCACAGUUCUCUUCUUGUGUUAACUCUAAAUUUACUCCUAAUCAAACAAAUACCAGAACCCUUUUUCAUGCUUAGCCUUGGCUUUCCCAAAGCCUGUCUGCCAUCUCUUUUCAAGAGUAAAACACAUAAACUCUACAAUCCAUCUUUCCCAUCCAUCAUCCCAAGAUAGGAAAUUGGCCCUAAAAUCCUAACUAGGCAAAUCACAUCAAUGAACUGGUUCAAGAUUGUUCUUAAUUUGACUCCAACGGAUGUCUGAAGGGAGGUAGCUCUUAACAUUAUCAAAAAAAGUGAUGGAACACUCACAGACCUGAAAUCUUCCAAAAUGUGGUCCAUACUAUGGCACCUUGGGAGCAGAGCAAGCCUUAGCCAUGUUUAAUUCAGUAGACUGUAGGGAAGAUGGAAACAUCCUGAUAUUCAUUCAAGGUCUUGGUCUCCGAAGGUCUCUAAGCUCAUUUGACCAGCACAGCUGUGACUGGGGCUGCUCACUUCCAGCAGGUGCCAAUAGCAGCAUCCUGUCACGCUGCCAUGUGGAAUUCAUUUUUGCCAAGGGCAGCUGCCAAGCCCAAUAGCCAGCUUCAGUAGGAGCUUUCUCUGGUUUGACCUCUUUUCCUAACCCAGACAGAUUCCUUUACUUAUUUUUUGCUGUUUGUCCAAGGUGGAAGAUGAUUGGCUUAGGCAACUUAGGGGAGAAUUAAUCAGAUGAUGUUCCUUCUCAUGGGCCCAGACAGCAUGCCUUUUCUCAAAAUUCUCCUUUUUCUGUGACCUUGCUCUUCACAAGAAAUUACUGGAUAUUAGAAAAAAAAUCAUUAAGGCAUCCCUGCUCUCUCCGCCUUGCACUGAGCUCCUAUUUUGGGAUUUUGAGUUUUUCCAUCUGAGGUCCACAAAUCUAUAGAAGUAUGAAACUCGGUGGGAUGGGAGAAGUGGGUUGAAGAUGGAGGAAUGAGAUCUGAGACCCUUGAAGUCAAUCUAGCUUGAUUUCCUUUGUAUACCCCAUAGUAUGUUGGAUAGUGCCAGCUUAAAAGUGCUUUCAGUUUCUGGCAGGGACUGAGUCCUGAAGACAUAAUGAUCUGCAAAGCUUUUCAUCUUUAACUCACCUGAUUAAAUUCAGAGCAGCCUGGAAAAAGAAGAAGGACUUCAUUCCCCCAAGACCUCCGGUGGGGAUGGGCAGAGAUAAUAUCCAUAAUUCAGGUGACUAGGUCUUCAGUUGGGAAGAGAAAUUGAGCAAGCAGUCCUGCUUAUAGCUUUGGAAGUCUGAUUCCCUCCUGAACCUCGUGACUGCUGAGUUAUAGGGAAAGCUGCCCAUGGGCAAAGAAGGGCAAAUGUCUCUUUGCUGGCCUUUUGCACAGAUAUUAAAUUCCCUUUAUAAUUACCUUAUGAACUUACUUUUCAGAGCCUGAGUCUCUGAGAGAAAGUCCAACAAGCUUGCCAGCCACAGCCACUCACCUAUUACAGGCAGACAGAGAACAGGGGCAAUCAAAUUUGCCCUUAACCAUGAACCUAAAGUGAAGGCAGCCACAAUAGCCCCUGAAUCACUCUCCUGAGCCAUUGGGAAAUACAAAUUCUGCCAAGCCCAGAAGCCAGUGGAGCUGCUGAAGCCAUAAGGUAAUAGGAAGUGAUUUUAUCAGAAACCACUUUUUUCCCGUUGUCCAGUGCAAGGCAGCAUAUAAGGGAAAACCUGAGAAAGUAAAAUAAAUUUUGAUUAAAGUGGCAACAAACCCAGAGCUGUGAAAUGAUGCUGUUUGAUGUGCAGGGACACAACUUGGACCUAGAAUACUAAGAAUUAAGUUUAAAAAGUGCUGACAAGGUAAAUAGAUAGCCUAGAUUUAUAAGGGAGGUGGAAAGGUUACCGGCCUCUUGGAAAUUACUGAGGGUUGUCAGUCAAGGGCUCUGGUCACUGCUCCAGCUCUUCACCUGGUGCUCACUUUCCCUUCAGUGUGUUGGCGGCUAACCCCAAGGCUUAGCAGUGCUCGCAGUAGGAUGCUCCUCGAGCUGCAGCUGGUGGGAAUGAGCACAUGAGACAGGGUUAUGGGAAACCUGAAUUUCCUCCCUGGCUUGUAAAGUGUGCUUGAUCUGGAAUUUGGCUUUCUAUUUCCCCUGUUUGUCUGGAGGCAUUUCUGAAAGCAGGAAAGGAAACUGAUAAAGGUGGACCGACUCCCAGACUGCUCUGCCUUGUUUGGCUGUGGUCUCACUCUAAUCAGGCAGUUUUUUGGAUACACUCUACUAUGCUUUUUCCCCCGGAUAUAAAUGAUUCAACUUAAGAGGGUUGAAGGAAAAGCUUUAGGAGAAACAAAGCCCAGGGUAGGGGG